This is a messenger RNA of Herpailurus yagouaroundi (jaguarundi), 1603 nucleotides long. RefSeq names its product calcium binding tyrosine phosphorylation regulated (gene CABYR). Bases 31 to 1515 code for a protein of 494 amino acids. NCBI's taxonomy places the organism in Eukaryota, Metazoa, Chordata, Mammalia, Carnivora, Felidae. Gene Ontology annotation, molecular function: calcium ion binding. The record is from RefSeq and is a predicted model, not a curated record. Gene Ontology annotation, biological process: sperm capacitation. The transcript is spliced from 3 exons. Gene Ontology annotation, cellular component: sperm fibrous sheath; cytoplasm.
UCUAUUCAUUCUGAUCAGUCUGACGUGUUAAUGGUGGAUGUGGCAACAAGUUUGCCUGUGUUUUCCAAGGAGGUACUCAGCUCAGAGGCUGCUGAAGAUGCCGCGGCGGCCACUCCUGCUGUGUAUUCUGCAGAGGUGGUGGCCCUGCAGGUUCUGAGCCAAACAUCUGUCCGUGUAGAUUUGGGUUCUGAAUCUAAAGACGAUCACGCUGAGCCAUCAACGGCUUCCUCAUUCCCCUUGCAGGAUGAACAAGACCCUCCUGCUUACGAUCAAGCUCCUGAGGUCCAUUUGCAGGCUGAUAUUGAGGUCACAUCAUUCGUUCAUAUAUCCUCUAUCUAUAACGAUGAGCCUGUGACUGAAGGAGUCACUUACGUCGAGCAAAUACCAGAGCACAUAGUUAUCCCUUUCACUGAUGACGUUGCUACUCUUAAAGAAAAUGAUCAGUCAUCACCCUCUGGUCCCAUUGCUGUAGCACUCAUGAGGGGCUCAGGCAAAGCCGUAGGUUCUGGAAAACGUGCACAGUCGGAGGAGGACGCAGAAUAUUCCUCGGUGCAAAUGGAGGCAGAAGCAGUUCUGUACUCCAACACCUCCCUGCAAGGUCCGCCUGCACAACUCCAGGAUGCAGAGGGCUCUACCAAUGCAGUAGGCUCUGAAAAAUCUUUGCACCUUGAAAUGGAGUUUACUGCUCUAGUCCCUGGCAAUCCUGGGCAGGAGGAAUCCGGGGAAAACUCUGCCACCCAGGAGAUGGAGGCCACACUUGCGCUCUCUGGGGAAGCUGCCAAAGCAGGGAGCUUGGGUGCACCUGUAAGGUCAUCUGGUGGUCCCCCCAUUCCUGUUCCAGAAGGUCUUACUGAGCCAGAAAUCGAACCAGAGAGGGAAGCAGCACCCGAACAAGGUUUGAUGGAGCCAGCCAUAGCAGCAAGCGAAGCAGGACCACCACCACCAUAUUCUAACAUGUGGACCCUUUAUUGUCUAACUGAUAUGAAUCAACAAAGUCGCCCAUCACCGCCACCUGCACCUGUGCCUUUCCCCCAAGCAACCCUCUAUUUAUCUAAUCCUAAGGAUCCACAGUUUCUGCAGCAGCCACCGAAAGUUACUUCUCCAACUUACGUGAUGCUGGACGACAGCAAGAAGACCAGUGCCCCACCUUUUAUUUUAGUAGGCUCAAAUGUUCAGGAAGCUCAGGAUUGGAAACCUCUUCCUGGACAUGCUGUUGUUUCUCAGUCAGAUGCCUUGAAGAGAUACACUGCAGUCCAAGUACCCAUCGCUGUUCCUGCAGAUCAGAAAUUCCAGAAACAUACCCCAAACCCCCAGAAUGGUAGUCCUCCGCCAAGUGGACAAGAUGUCCCCAGGCCACAAAGCCCAGUUUUUCUCUCUGUCGCAUUCCCAGAAGAUGUAGCCAAAAAAGGUUCAGGAUCUGGUGACAAACGUACCCCCUGUGGAAGUUAUGGUAUUGCUGGAGAGAUAACUGUGACCACCGCCCAUGUCCGCAGAGCAGAAACUGGGAACUGGUAGAUGCCAGUAGUGACGCCAUUUGAGUCAACGUUGAAGGUGGAGUCUGCCACCCCGUGUAAUUUGUCAAUAAACUUCAUGCAAGCAUAAA